Populus euphratica (Euphrates poplar) is the source of this 844-nucleotide messenger RNA. RefSeq lists its product as uncharacterized. NCBI's taxonomy places the organism in Eukaryota, Viridiplantae, Streptophyta, Magnoliopsida, Malpighiales, Salicaceae. The record is from RefSeq and is a predicted model, not a curated record. The transcript has 7 exons. Bases 318 to 842 code for a protein of 174 amino acids.
AUGGAUAUCAUGUCAUAUCAGUACUACGCCCUGCUACAUUUCUAACGUGCUUUACUUCCACUUCAAACAACACCACAGACUAACUGUACUAUGUCUUGAUUAAAGUUGAGUCCGCAAACCGGAUGGUAGUUCAUCCAGGAAGCCUCUGAACAUAUCUCUUCGACAAAGCGCAGGAAGGCAAAGAAAGGAAAGGUGUGCACAUCAAAAACCCAAGAGGAAGCAUGAUGUGGUACUGCAUGAUCCACAUAGCUAGAAGUUUCGUGAACUCAAGAACUCAGAGAUGGAAUUGCUGAGGGGGGAGAGAAACGUCAGCUGGGAUGAGAAGCAAAAUCAAGUGGGUUAGAACACCGGCCAGUUAUUUCGUCCUCAGAAAACCGCCGGUUUCCGGGACCGACCGACCCAUCAGCUGCUCAGAUCACAUCAACACGCAUCUGAUGCCUUACUCAAAUUUCUCUGAUGCUAAGGGUGCUGUCAUUAACGAGAACACAUCCUUGAAUGCUGCUCUGAUAAAAAACGUGAGGAAAAGAAUGGCUGGCAUGAACAAGCAUAUUGCAAAAUACAAGAAUGCAAACACCUCCUUCGUGAAGGAAAAUGUCUACCUGAAGAACCGACAAGCUUGGAUGACAAAAUCUCAGAAGCGUCAGAAGAAAACCUUGGUCUACUUGAAGUACAAGCACAAUGAACUGACUGAGAAGGUCACCGACCUUUCCAAUCUACUUAUGGAACUUGAAGCAAGCAAUGCACUGCUGCGGGAAAGAAAUGCUGUGCUAGAGAAUGAAAGCAAUGCACGUGAUGAGGUGAACAAGGAAAAUGACCAUGAACUGGAUGAGGCCAAAAUUUAAGG